GAUAGUUUGGACUGGGACACCGGGACCCUACCCUCUAUCAUGGAAGAAUCGGAGGCGAUGAGAGUUGUCACGCGGAAGCGUAGAAAGGACCCCGAAGUGGCCAUGGAAGCGAGCGAAUCGGCGAGCUCAGCAAAAAGACCGCAAUAUCCACCGGUCGACGUCUCGAAAACGACAAAUAGCAAGUCUGAAUUUAGAAGAAUAACCGUACCACCACAUCGAUUUUCUCCCCUCAAAGAGAGCUGGAUGAAGAUCUUCACCCCUGUUGUGGAGCAUUUGAAACUUCAAAUCAGACUCAAUUUGAAGACGAAAAAUGUGGAACUGAAAACUUCAGAGGUGACAACUGAUCCUAGUGCAUUGCAGAAAGGAGCAGAUUUUGUUAAAGCAUUUAUGUUGGGAUUUGAAGUUGAUGAUUCAUUAGCUUUAGUUCGCUUAGAUGAUCUUUAUCUCGAUUCUUUUGAGAUUCAAGAUGUGAAGCCUUUGAAGGGUGAACAUUUAUCAAGAGCUAUCGGUCGAAUAGCUGGCUCGGGUGGAAAGACAAAGUUCACAAUCGAAAAUGUGACCAAGACUAGAAUAGUACUAGCCGACAGCAAAAUUCACAUUCUUGGAGCAUUCCAGAAUAUCAAGAUUGCUAGACGAGCUGUCUGCAGUCUUAUCUUAGGGAGUCCACCUUCGAAAGUUUAUGGUGCGAUGCGGACAGUGGCAAGUCGGUCAUCAGAGAGAUUUUAAUGUCUUUUCUAUUGCAACGACAUUGCUUGCUAGAAAUCUGGAGAUACAUGCUACUAUAGUGUCAUUUGUGAUUAAGAUCAUUAAUUGCCGAG
This is a messenger RNA of Corticium candelabrum, 818 nucleotides long. RefSeq names its product RNA-binding protein pno1-like. The coding region runs from base 40 to 726 and encodes 228 amino acids. Gene Ontology annotation, cellular component: nucleolus. NCBI's taxonomy places the organism in Eukaryota, Metazoa, Porifera, Homoscleromorpha, Homosclerophorida, Plakinidae. Gene Ontology annotation, molecular function: RNA binding. The transcript has 7 exons. The record is from RefSeq and is a predicted model, not a curated record.